AUGCCCGUAUUUCAACAGGACUUCGCAGUGGCCUAUGUUGCCGGGCGAAAAGGGUACGAGAAAGUCCACGUCAAGGAUGAGAGCCGGGGCAAAGGGCCAAAGUGCUAUAAUUUCAGGGAGUUCCUUGCGCUGCGGUGGGCUAAGACCCAGUUUGGCAAGUUCAACCGGCGCAAUGAGACCAUGCUCGAUUCAAAGUUGAAGAUCAAGGUCCAGAACCGCUUGGGUCUCCUCAUGACCGGAAGAAGUGCGUCAGCGCCCAUUCUGUCUUCUAUGGAGUCGUUUGCGGUCCUGCUAGAAUCCUGCGUGAGUGAUGCCUAUCACGCCCUGCAUGAUCAUUUCCGAGAACGUCUGGAAAAGAACAUCACGGAGCGCGUCAAGAUUGACGAGAAGAACAAGGAGAAUGAGCAGAAGCCGGUCAAGGCCUGGCAUACCAAGUUGGAUGCCGGCCAAGACCCCGAUGCGUUCCACCCAGGUCUCAAAAUCAUGCCUAAAGAGGACAAGACUUUAAUGGAUUGA
Messenger RNA from Klebsormidium nitens, 516 nucleotides. Lineage: Eukaryota; Viridiplantae; Streptophyta; Klebsormidiophyceae; Klebsormidiales; Klebsormidiaceae. The record is from the annotation of a GenBank genome assembly.